Sciurus carolinensis (gray squirrel) is the source of this 2553-nucleotide messenger RNA. Its product is annotated as protocadherin alpha-3-like. The record is from RefSeq and is a predicted model, not a curated record. Gene Ontology annotation, cellular component: plasma membrane. Gene Ontology annotation, molecular function: calcium ion binding. Gene Ontology annotation, biological process: homophilic cell-cell adhesion. NCBI's taxonomy places the organism in Eukaryota, Metazoa, Chordata, Mammalia, Rodentia, Sciuridae.
UAACGGUGGGAAUUUAAGAAAUGAAGACUAAAGGAGUCAGAUUAUUGUUUUUUAAAAUUUUUGAAUCGAUGUAAGAGCGACCCAAUAGUUAGGAGAAGCUGGCAAUGGUGUUUUCCUGGCGAAAAGAUCCUGGAGCUCAGCGUCUGCUGCUCUGGCUUUUACUGCUGGCAGCUUGGGAGACAGGGAGCGGCCAGAUCCACUACUCGGUCCCCGAGGAGUCAAAACACGGCACCUUUGUAGGUCGAAUCGCUCAGGAUCUGGGACUGGAGUUGGCGGAGCUGGUGCCUCGUUUGUUCCGGGUGGAGUCCAAGGACCGCGGGGAUCUUCUGGAGGUAAAUUUGCAGAAUGGCAUUUUGUUUGUGAAUUCUCGGAUCGACCGGGAGGAGCUGUGCGGGCAGAGCGCGGAGUGUAGCAUCCACCUGGAGGUGAUCGUGGACAGACCGCUGCAGGUUUUCCAUGUGGAGGUGGAGGUGAAGGACAUUAACGACAACCCACCUGUAUUUCCAAUGGCAGUAAAAAAUCUGUUUAUUUAUGAAUCCAGACAGCUUGGCUCUCGGUUUUCGCUAGAGGGCGCAUCCGAUGCAGAUAUCGGAACAAAUUCAUUGUUGACUUAUAGUCUUGACUCCAGUGAAUAUUUUACUUUGGACGUUAAAAGAAAUGAUGAGGAAACGAAAUCCCUUGGACUUGUGUUGAAAAAACUCUUAAAUAGAGAGGACACUCCUAAGCAUCAUUUAUUAAUAUCCGCAGUUGAUGCUGGGAAACCAGAACUCACUGGCACAAUUCAAGUGAAGAUCACUGUCCUGGAUGUAAAUGACAAUGCCCCAGCAUUUGAGAGGUCUGUCUACAAAGUCAGAUUAUUUGAAAAUGCACCAAAUGGUACCUUAGUGGUGAUCGUUAAUGCCUCUGAUUUGGAUGAAGGAGUAAAUAAAGAUAUUGUAUAUUCUUUCAAUACAGACACAUCUGCAGAGAUUCUGUCAAAAUUUCACUUAGAUCAGGUCAAUGGAUACAUCAGUGUAAAAGGUAAAAUAGAUUAUGAAGAAACUAAGUCAUAUGAAAUCCAGAUAGAGGCUAUGGACAAAGGAAAUCCCCCUAUGACAGAUCACUGCACGGUUCUAGUGGAAAUCGUGGACACCAAUGAUAAUGUCCCUGAGUUGGUUAUCAAAUUAUUAUCAUUACCUGUUUUAGAAGACUCUCCACUUGGCACGGCCAUAGCCCUGAUCAGUGUGUCAGAUCGUGACUCAGGUGCCAACGGGCAGGUGACUUGCUCCCUCACACCCCAUGUCCCCUUCAAGCUGGUGUCCACUUUCAAGAAUUACUAUUCGUUGGUGCUGGACAGCGCCCUGGACCGCGAGACCAUAUCUGACUAUAAGCUGGUGGUGACCGCCAGGGACGGGGGCUCACCUUCACUGUGGACCACUGCUAGCGUGUCCGUGGAAGUGGCCGACGUGAACGACAAUGCCCCAGUGUUCGCGCAGCCCGAGUACACGGUGUUCGUGAAGGAGAACAACCCGCCAGGCUGCCACAUUUUCACGGUGUCGGCACAGGACGCGGACGCACAGGAGAACGCGCUGGUGUCCUACUCUCUGGUGGAGCGGCGUGUGGGCGAACGUGCACUAUCGAGCUAUGUGUCAGUGCACGCGGAAAGCGGCAAGGUGUAUGCGCUGCAGCCUCUGGACCACGAAGAACUUGAGAUGCUGCAGUUCCAGGUGAGCGCGCGUGACGCCGGAGUGCCGCCGCUGAGCAGUAACGUGACGCUGCAGGUGUUCGUGCUGGAUGAGAAUGAUAAUGCUCCAGUACUGCUGGCUCCUCCGGUUGGUGGCGCUGCAGACACAGUGAGGGAGCUGAUGUCUCGGUCACUAGGUGCGGGCCAUGUUGUGGCUAAGGUACGCGCGGUGGAUGCGGACUCUGGUUACAACGCGUGGCUGUCCUAUGAGUUGCAACUGGUGGCGGAUGGCCCACGCAGCCCAUUCCGUGUGGGACUGUACACUGGCGAAAUCAGCACCACACGCGCUUUGGAUGAGUCGGAUGCGCCACACCAUAAUCUUCUGGUGCUGGUCAAAGACCACGGCGAGCCAGCGCUGACUGCCACAACCACAGUGUUGUUGUCUCUGGUGGAGAGUGGUCAGGCGCCCAAGGCCUCUUCGACUGCUUUGGCUGGUGUCACUGGUCGAGCGGCGGCGCUGGUGGAUGUCAACGUGUACCUAAUCAUUGCCAUCUGUGCGGUGUCCAGCCUGUUGGUGCUCACGCUGUUGCUGUACACAGCUUUUCGCUGCUCUGCAGCACCCACUGAGAGUGCCUGCAGUCCUGGGAAGCCCAUGCUGGUGUGCUCCAGUGCGGUGGGAAGCUGGUCUUACUCGCAGCAGAGGCGACAGAGGUGUGCUCUGGAGAGGGGCCACCCAAGACAGACCUAAUGGCUUUUAGCCCCAGUCUCCCACCAUGUCCAGUUAACCAGGAUAGAGAGGAGCAACUGGGUGUGGACAUUGAUCUCUCUGCCAAACCACGACAGCCCAACCCUGACUGGCGUUACUCUGCCUCCCUGAGAGCUGGCAUGCA